Molecule: messenger RNA, 744 nt
Organism: Racocetra persica
Lineage: Eukaryota; Fungi; Glomeromycota; Glomeromycetes; Diversisporales; Gigasporaceae
Source: the annotation of a GenBank genome assembly
AUGAAUAAUUCUCAUAUUGACCCUCCACGUGGGGUAUUUACACUACCCAUUACUUGCGAUUUAAAUAAUCCCUUCUGGGAUGUUAUCAAAUCUUCUAAACAUUUUAUACUUCAAAGAACAAGGUCACCGAGCAGUGCAAUCCUUCGAGGUGUUAUCGGUACAAUACAAAAUGUUCUUGAUACGAAGGCUCCUCCCUUUCGAAUACUUUUUCGAUCGGAGGUAAAUGCCCCUUCUUUACAAAUCGCUGUUUCUCAGUCUCAAAAAGGGAUCGAAGAUGCUUGGAAAUGGAUCGAAUACAGUUUAAAUGAUGGUUUGUCAAGACUUGACACUGCCGCUGAAAAAGAAAAUUAUGUUGUAACGAAAAUAAAUUCUUUGGUUACACGACAAGAUAAGGGAACUGAUGAAGUUUCUGAAGAUCAAAAUAUUCGAAAUGCAUCAAGAACCUUUCGGUGGAUGUAUAUAAGUGAAAACUAUUUGGGUUUUCAUUCUUUGAUACUUGGCAUCGAGACAAAAUUGCUUAUAGAAUUAAAAAAUAUUGAAAAUUUGGUUAAAGAAAAAUCUAAGCGUGGAAUGGUUUCUGACUCGAUUAAAGUAAUUACAAAGGAUGGUAAUGAGUAUUUUUUCUCAAAUCUUUUUCAUCGAGACGAAACCUACGGUUUAUUGGUGCAAUUGGCGGGUCUGUCAAUGCAACGAUUAUUAAAAAAUGCUGCCGUAGAAUUGUCGCCAGCAACGUCCAUAUAUGAU